AAGGCAUUAUAAAAUACUUUUUUGGAUGUUUAUCGAUGUGACCGUUGUCUUAAGAUGUAGAGGGAAACAUAACACUACCACAGGUCUCCAAGUUGGCUGAAUGUUAAUGUCAAAAACUACUUGCACGCGUAUAAAACUACUAUGACCAUAACCCAUUGCGACUGACGACGAUCCUACCAUUGCGCAUGCCCGCGCUGCUUGUUGUCAGCGGUGGUUAUGGAGAUGUGGUAUUACGAACUGUCAACAUUACGGUGAUGUUCGUGAGGGAUGCCCAGAAAAAUAGGAUUCAUUGUAAUCAGCUCUUCAAGUCAUGAGGACAACUUCAGUGCCAGUGAGCUUGUGGUCCAUGCACCCACAGUCAGUGGCUGGAGAUCCAGCAGGCUGUGCUCCUACCCUCAGCACAUCACCCUCCAGCUGGUGGAGAGAAGUAGAGUGAGGAAGCUGCAGCUGCUGGCCCACCAGUACCUGAUUCCAGCCAAGGUGGAGUUCCAUAUUGGCGACACUCUUCCUGAAACCGACACCCCAGGAUUCCCCGGGCAGCUUCGCAGACUUGGAUACGUGUCUUUGUCGGACAAUGAGAAGACAGGCUUCAAAGCUCGGGAGCUGAAGUCAGUCCAUGUAGAUGCCAUUGGAACGUACCUGAGAAUAACCUUGCACAAGAACCAUAUCAACCGUUAUAAUCACUACAGUCAGGUUGCUUUGGUUGCCAUUAAUAUUCUGGGAGAUUCUGUGGAUGGCAGUGCUUAUAACACAAUUCCAAGCAGAGAGCAGCUGAUUGAACACUACCUCAACAGUACCCAGCUGGAAGCCGCCUUGGACACGACCUUCAUGGGCAAAUAUGAGUCCUUCUGUCCCCUGGAUGACCUAGCCUUUGACAUGUACCAGGACCCCGAAGUUGCCCACAUCAUCCGUCUCCUGGACCAAAAGAAACAAGACAUGGUACGGCAGGAGAAAUACGAGCAGGCCAAGAAUCUGAAGCAGGCCAUCGCAGACCUGCAAAAGGUGGGGGAGCGUUUGGCUCGAUAUGAUGUGGAGAAGCGAUGUGCCAUUGAAAGGGAAGACUAUGACUUGGCCAAGAAGAAGAAGGAGCUGAUGGAGGAAUACAGGAGGAGUGUCUACCAGCAGCUGGAGGUCCACAACCUGCUUGACUUGGCAAUGAUCACAAGAGGAGUCGAGUCAUCCCCAGCCCAGGAUCCUCCCUCAGUUGAGCCCUCUCCAGGCCACCGUUCAGUUCUCACCAAACCCCUUGUGUCCACAGACACAUUCAGGAAGGAGAAAGUAACAAACCCUCCUCAGAGCCAACAGUCAGACGCAGGAGCUGUUGCACCCAAACUAAGCUGCCAGCCUGGCACACCGUGCACCCCUGCUGCUGCACCCAAAAUAGAUGUUACCAGUGUGCCUUAUGAUGAGAGGCCGCUGCCUGCCCUUCAGAGGAAAGACCGGUCUGUGGAGGCCAUCCAGAGCCCUGCAGAGCACCACUCCCCCCAACCUGAUGCUCAAAGGACUCCACAUAGCCCUGACAUGAGCGGAAAGCCAGAGCCCCUUACGGAGAAGGCCCAGAGAGAGGCUGGCCUUCCAGUAGAGGUCUAUGGAGAAAGCCUGGUAGCUGGUGUGUAUUCCAAAUCAUGGUCCUGCAGAGAGGAUGCCCUCGUGGCUGUGUACAAGAAACUUUUGGAGCUAUCACCCAGAACUCCCAGGGAAGAGUUGAGAACCAUGAUAAGAGCUGCAGUCUUCCUGAUCAAGAAGACCCUCCUAGAUAAAGUGUCACCUGUCUUCCAUGCUUCCUUGAAGCUGCUGCAGUUACUACUGAGCCAGCUGAUCCCAGAUCUGGGGCUGGGCCGGGCCGAGAUGAUCCACUGCUUGGAGCAGACCUGGCCCAACCUGCUGGCCAGGACCGGAGAGUCAGCCAGCCGCCCGCGGGCUGCAGCUAUAGCAUUCAUACAGGAAAUUGCUGUUUUGAAGGAUGUACGUAACCUGCAGUUAAUCCCUGGUGAGCUUGUGAAGCCCUUCAAAUCUAACUUCCCCUCUCGACUGGCUCAGAGUCGGGCUGAACUGCUUGAGAAGCUACUCGCUGAAAUGGGUGCAGAGAACUCUGGUUUCACUCUGGAGAAUGUCAUGACGUUCUGUACAGCGGCUUUGGAGCACAGCGCGCCAUUUGUUCGGGAGCUGGCAUUGCGCAUCAUCUUGUCCAUGUACCAGCAUCACAGAGCUGCUGUUCUCAGCUACUUGCCACCCAACGAUGCUGCUGCACGGAAGAACUUCCUCUACAAGACCCUCUUUGAUGGCUUUGCCAAGAUUGAUGGAAAACUAGUAGAUACUCAGACUUUGAAGAAGGGAGGUGGUCAGCAGGAGGGGCAAAAAGAAAAGGAUGAGAUCCACUCUCUUCAGGAGCAGCUGGCUGCCUUGAAAGAGAUCACAGAGAGUGGCAGUGAAGGCACCAAAGGACAAAUGGCCAAGAAAGAAUCUCCCAAGGUUGAGAAAGAGUCUCAAAAAUCUGGCAAAGCUGUCACAAAAGUGCCCCAUAACAAGAAAAUAAACAGCCUUGACGUCCAGCAAACUAUUAACUAUCUUGACAACUUGUGUAUAUUCUGUGGUAAAAAGGAUGAAUCAUUCACAGAGGACGGAUUGGAUCUUCACUACUGGAAACACUGUCCUAUGCUGAGACGCUGUGAUGAAUGUAGACAGGUAGUUGAGAUAGCCAGCCUCACCGAGCACCUGCUGGGUGAAUGUGAAAGCAGGUCCAAGUUCAGCCAGUGUCCACGCUGCUCAGAGGCCGUGGCCACUGAAGAUCUGACUCGACAUGUCCAGGGUCCCACCUGCAACCCCCCCAUCUCGGGUAAAGGUUCCAACCACUGUCCUUUGUGUCACAACAAUUUCAUGGCUGGAGAGGAGGCCUGGAAGGCUCACCUCAUGGGCAGGGAGGGCUGUAAACAAAACUCACGCAGGACUGCGGUGUCCCAGAGAACUCAGCCAGCACAAGGCAGGGCCGUUGGUGGAGCCAAGCUGAAGCAGGCCUGGUCGGUGGGAGCCAAAGCCAGGCCCAUGGGCAGAGGCAGCCGGAUCCCAGCCCUGGCACCCAAGGCCAGAGGACAUAUGCCAGGGAAGCACUAAAAUUGGUUCUAAGCCCCCAGAGGACCCAGAGGGAGAGCAAACAUCCCUGUACUAAUCCCUUACCCAUAUUUUUUGGCCUCUCGUUUCAGCAUAUUGGCACUUAGAGAAAACGGAGAGGUGGGAAUAGUCAUCAACAUUUGCAAUAGGAUUUUAAAGGCCAAUACUGAUUUGUAAUUUAUAUAUUUUACAUUUUGGGUUACCAAACAUGGAAUAACCCUGCCUCUGUACAAGCUGGCAGUACAGCAUAGUGCUGUGUCCUCUUAUUGAGACAGUGGAGGUUCACCGCAAUUAGCUCUGAUUAAAUACCAAAGAAAUAACAAUUAUUGAUUAGGGAUCCUCCAUAUUUAAAGUGCAAAACAAAACAGCAUAAACAUUACAAUUGUUAAAUUAGUUUCAAUGUUUCUCACUUUAAACAUCUGGUGCGCCAAAAUGAACAUUGUGGCAACUUGGAUCCACAGGUCCCACUCUGGGCAGCCAUGGUUCAUACUGUAUGUCAAACCUCUGGCAUCACACAGGAGUCAGGCUGAUAAACAUGAGCAGACUGUGUCCUGCUCACUAAUGUCUCCUUACCGGACAUCUCAGUUUUCGUAUCUCUCACUGCCGUGUGGAACCUCUGGUGUGGGGAUCUCUGCAGCUUAAAUUGGCUGUCCUUUGACAUGAUUUACAAAGUCCACACACUCAAUUGGCAAUGCAGGCUUUUGUUAUGAAAUGUACAGACUCUGACUUUGUUCUGUGAUAACCCUGGUGACGUCACUCUGACAUCAUUAGGGUUAUUUUGUCAAACUUGACCCCUCCAGAGCCACAGAUAAAUUACAGAAGUGUUUUCACAGGCCUGUGAACAAGCCUUUCUGUGGAAAAUUCGAACUUCCCUUUAAAGCUGCACAAACUGUUCAACGCUGUUGCAAAUGGGAACAUUUUAUUUCAAGAUGGUAGUAGAUGACAACUUUUACAUUUCAAAAACAACUUUGAGGAUUUUUAGCCAAAAUGAGUAAUCAGACUCUGCGUGCAUACAGGAUGACUCAGGGUAAGAGCUCCGCAUGGAUAACCAGCGUAGUAUCAUUACAUAUGUAAUCAGUCACUUCCUCUUUUAAAAGGACGAUAGCAGUUUCUGCAGCACCCCUUGUAGAGAGGCAGUGAUGACACGAGAGAAGGAAAGGGGUUUAGUUACAAGCUGAAAGCUUUGCUGCCUUGGCAACGCUCCAGCAGAUGAUGCUUCAGUCCUGAACGCAUCAACAACCUGAGUGUCGCUUUACUGUCAGCUUCCCACUUUGCUGUCUGUUUACAUUUUCAUUUCUGCUCUUAAAUAGAUUAUAUAGAGGGGAUAUAGUAGCACUUUGCCAAAGGGCUGACGCUUCAUCGCUGAUAUUUCAGUACAGUAUGGACUUAAUUUAUACUUCUGCUUAAUGCCUACUGACAAUCUUGAGUACAUAGCACAGUUUUAUAUGCUAUGCUAGUCCACUGACAGAAAAUACACCCUUUUAACAUGAUAAUUCAAAUGAAACAAACAUACAGUGGAGCUGAAUGCACUGUAUACAGUAGAUUUUGUUUAGCACCUACUGAUUAUGACACCAACAAACACAUUGAGGCACUUCAUGGCUUUAAAAUGGCUUUAAAGGCAAACUCAGAGUUUAAGAACUCUCAAAUAGCAAGAUUAAUCAUCAGCGCUAUAAUUCUGCUACUUCUAAUGUCCAACACAGUGUUAUGACCAUGUUGAUUGUAUUGUAUCUGUUAUUUAACCACAGCCAAGAAUGUGAACAUCCUCAAAGCAGCAGCCUGAGGUGUUCUCAGAUUUUCGAUUUUACAGAUUUUGCUUUUACAAAUUGUCACGUCAUUUAGGGAAAUUCUUUUUUUUUUAAUGUGUGCAUUAACACAAACUGUUGUAUUAGUGGAGAAACAACUUAACAAGUACAGUUUAUGUAUAAGGGAGUCUGUUUGGUUUUUAGCGUCCCAGUCCUUCAUUAUUACUUUAAUAUGCUACUGUAUUGGGGACUAUUGCAUCAGUGGAUAAUUUAUUUUUUAUGUGCACAGUCGUCUAUAUUUUCUGAGAAAUAGUCACUUUGACAUCAAAUGGCUAUUUUAUGUCUGCAAAAGUAUCUGUAUUUGUUUAAAGAAAGCUACAUUAAACUGAACAUCGAAACUC
Scatophagus argus is the source of this 5251-nucleotide messenger RNA. It is a transcript of the gene cep104, whose product is annotated as centrosomal protein 104. The record is from RefSeq and is a predicted model, not a curated record. Lineage: Eukaryota; Metazoa; Chordata; Actinopteri; Scatophagidae. Bases 268 to 3111 code for a protein of 947 amino acids. Gene Ontology annotation, cellular component: cilium. The transcript has 22 exons.